AUGUCCAAGUUCGUAGCUCCCGACAUUAAAAACUUCAUGGUGUGGGACUAUGUUGUUUUCGCUGCACUCUUUCUAAUUUCUUCUGGCAUUGGUGUCUUUUUUGCAAUUAAGGAGAGGAAAAAUGCAACUUCAAAGCAAUUUUUAGUAGGUGGUAAGCAGAUGACAUGCGGACCAGUGGCAUUGUCCCUUACAGCUAGUUUCAUGUCUGCAGUGACUGUUCUGGGAACACCAGCAGAGGUAUAUCGCUAUGGAGCGCCCUUCAUUAUUUUCUUUAUUUCAUAUACGUUUGUCAUCAUCUUUACUUCUGAACUUUUCCUACCCAUAUUCUACAGAUCUGGGAUUACAAGCACUUAUGAGUAUUUGGAGUUAAGAUUUAACAAGUCUGUUCGCCUUGCUGCAACACUGAUCUACAUAGUGCAGACGAUUCUUUAUACUGGAGUCGUGGUUUAUGCUCCAGCAUUGGCUCUUAACCAAGUGACUGGAUUUAAUCUUUGGGGCUCUGUAUUUGCAACGGGAAUUGUCUGCACUUUCUACUGCACUCUGGGAGGAUUAAAAGCUGUUGUCUGGACAGAUGCAUUUCAACUGGUUGUCAUGGUGGUUGGUUUCUUAACGGUUCUGAUUCAAGGAACUAUUCAGAAUGGAGGACCUAACAACAUCUGGGAGAAUGCCAACAAUGGAUCGCGCCUAGCAGUAUUUGACUUUGAUGUAGAUCCUUUAAGGCGACACACCUUUUGGACAAUCGCAAUUGGGGGAACCUUUACGUGGUUAGGAAUCUAUGGAGUUAAUCAGUCCACAAUACAGAGAUGCAUUUCCUGCAAAUCAGAAAAGCAAGCUAAACUUGCACUGUACCUUAAUUUAGUGGGACUCUGGGUAAUCCUAGUGUGUGCAGUCUUUUCAGGCUUGGUGAUGUAUGCCCAUUUUAAGAACUGCGAUCCUUGGACUGCUGGUUUCAUUUCAGCACCUGAUCAGCUGAUGCCUUAUUUUGUUAUGGACAUAUUUUCAACAAUGUCAGGACUCCCCGGACUCUUUGUUGCAUGCGCAUUCAGCGGAACCCUCAGCACUGUGGCUGCAAGCAUAAAUGCUCUAGCAACAGUAACAUUUGAGGAUUUUGUCAAGUACCGUUUUCCAAAUCUCUCUGAAAAAAUGAGCACGUGGGUCAGCAAAGGAUUAUGUAUAGUAUUUGGAGUGCUGUGUACUUCCAUGGCUGUGGCAGCAUCACUUCUGGGAGGAGUUGUCCAGGCUUCACUCAGCAUUCACGGCAUGUGUGGGGGGCCCAUGCUAGGAUUAUUUACACUGGGAAUUGUGUUUCCUUGUGCUAAUUGGAAGGGUGCCGUAGGAGGUCUAUUGACUGGGAUCACCCUAGCAUUUUGGGUUGCUAUUGGAGCUUUUAUUUAUCCAGCACAACCUUCAAAGGCCCGCCCUCUGCACUUAUCAACAGCCAACUGCACUCUAGCUAAUAACACAGAGAUGAUAACUACAUUGGCUCCUACUCUCCCUCCAAUCAGGACUCAACUGGCAGAUACCUGGUAUUCCUUGUCCUACCUUUACUACAGCGCUGUGGGCUGUUUAGGGUGCAUUAUUGCAGGCCUUCUGAUAAGCUUUUUAACAGGCCCUGAUAAAGGAAAAGAUGUGAAACCAGCGCUAAUAAGUCCUGUCUGCAACUUGUUUUGUUUUUGGUCUAAAAAAUACAAAACAUUAUGCUGGUGUGGCGUGCAGCACGACAGCACAACAAUUCCUGAGGACUCUGAAAACAAUGUGUGUAAAGAUGGUGCAAAGAAGCCAGGGACAGAUGAUCCCCUCCAGAAUGGUUUCAACAAAGAAACCCAGAGUCAUUUACCUGGUUAUAAUCAUCAUGAAAAAUCCUACACCAAUACGAGCAUAGAGACAGAAUCCUACUUCUAG
Emys orbicularis (European pond turtle) is the source of this 1902-nucleotide messenger RNA. It is a transcript of the gene SLC5A12, whose product is annotated as solute carrier family 5 member 12. Gene Ontology annotation, cellular component: extracellular exosome; membrane. Gene Ontology annotation, molecular function: symporter activity; lactate transmembrane transporter activity. The coding region runs from base 1 to 1902 and encodes 633 amino acids. Gene Ontology annotation, biological process: sodium ion transport; transmembrane transport. Lineage: Eukaryota; Metazoa; Chordata; Testudines; Emydidae. The record is from RefSeq and is a predicted model, not a curated record. The transcript is spliced from 15 exons.